CACCGUCUGAACUGCUUCAUUUGCCAUCACAUCUCUCAACGACCUCGACGACUGCCGCUUCAACUUCACUGUUGAUCCGCACAAGCUUCCUGAAAACUCGAAGUGACAACAACCUGAACGUACUUGGACAUCAUACUCCAGUGGAACCACCCUUCGAAAAUAAAAAGCCAACCGCAAUCAUGGCUACCAACGGCGACCUCCCCUCAGACGACGAGUUUUCCCAGCCCGGGACUCCUCCCGGAGACGAGAAUGAUGUCGAAGAGAUAGAAGAGACGAACCAACCUCCCAAAUCCGCCCUGAAAAAGGGCACCUCAGCACCUAUACCAGAACCUCAAGUCGCUCGUCCUCCUCUACCUGAACAACCCGAUCCGAAAGACCUCGACAUCUCCAAAUUGACACCUCUUUCCCCCGAGAUCAUCGCAAGACAAGCCACAAUAAAUAUUGGCACGAUAGGCCACGUCGCUCACGGCAAGUCUACUGUGGUCAAAGCCAUCUCCGGCGUGCAGACGGUCAGAUUCAAGAACGAACUCGAGCGGAACAUUACCAUCAAGCUCGGGUACGCCAAUGCCAAAAUCUACAAGUGUGACAACCCCGAGUGUCCCCGGCCGACAUGCUACAAGAGCUACAAGAGUGAAAAGGAGGUUGAUCCCCCCUGCGAAAGAGAAGGAUGUGGUGGCACAUACCGACUGCUGCGACAUGUCUCAUUCGUCGAUUGCCCAGGCCACGAUAUUCUGAUGAGUACCAUGUUGUCAGGAGCCGCAGUCAUGGACGCCGCUCUGCUUCUGAUUGCCGGCAAUGAAACCUGCCCGCAGCCACAAACAUCCGAACAUCUUGCAGCCAUUGAGAUUAUGAAGCUCAGCCACAUCAUCAUUCUUCAGAACAAAGUCGACCUCAUGCGGGAGGAAGGCGCACAACAACACUUCGAGUCCAUUCUGAAAUUCAUCAAGGGUACCGUCGCUGACGGCUCGCCUAUCAUCCCCAUCUCCGCACAACUGAAAUACAACAUCGACGCAAUCAACGAAUACCUCGUCACCAAGAUCCCCGUCCCCAUCCGAAAUUUCCAGGCUGCACCACACAUGAUCGUCAUUCGAUCAUUCGACGUAAACAAGCCUGGUGCCGAGAUCGAAGACCUCAAGGGCGGUGUUGCAGGUGGUUCGAUCUUGACCGGUGUACUGAAACUCGGCGACGAAAUCGAAAUCCGACCAGGUAUCAUCACCAAAGACGCCAUGGGCCAGACAGUCUGCCGACCCAUCAUGUCUCGCGUGGUGAGCUUGUUCGCUGAACACAACGAUCUCAAGUUCGCCGUUCCGGGUGGUCUCAUUGGUGUGGGUACCCGCGUCGACCCGACACUCUGCAGAGCAGAUCGUCUAGUCGGCCACGUCCUCGGCCUCAGGGGUAACUUGCCAGAAAUCUACAUGGAACUCGAGGUGAACUACUUCCUGCUCCGACGCCUGCUGGGCGUCAAAACUGCAGAUGGCAAGCAGGCCAAGGUUGCGAAAUUGGCCAAGAACGAAGUCCUCAUGGUGAACAUCGGCAGCACGGCAACGGGUGCGAAGGUUAUGGGCGUCAAGGCCGAUGCUGCGAAGCUGACGCUCACCAACCCUGCUUGUACGGCCAUUGGCGAGAAGAUUGCCCUGAGCCGAAGAAUCGAGAAACAUUGGCGUCUGAUCGGGUGGGCAAAUAUCGUUGCUGGAAACACCAUUGAGCCCGAGACUUCUUAGGGAUGCGUCCGUCCGGUUUCUGGCGGGGUGUCGUGCUGCCAGGGUAGAUGAAGGGAAGGUGGUGCAGGAAGGAGCCUUGGACGCGCCACCGGGGCAGCAGGUGAGAAUAUCUGACGUCGCACUGCUGCAGACAGAAUAAAGGUGGGGAGCGGCAUCUGAGACGACAUGGCCAUCUCGGACGACAGGCAAUAUCUACACGAGGCAUAAGGUCAUGUCGGUCCCUGGCCGGGCAGAGAUAGGGAAUUCGCAGGUCGAGCACUUGUUCGAUUACAGGGCACCAUGAGGAAUUUCUCAGCGCUCUUGUCUGGGACUCUCGAUUUUGCCUUCGGAACCUGGCAUCUUGCAGACUUUCUGGUGUUCAAGGCGUUUGCGAUACGCAACGCAAGCAAAUGUACUCCAGGAGCGACGGGGCCGGAGUAGAUUUAAGGCCUAGUUCGAAAAGAGAAGCAAGAAGUGAGUUCGACCAGGACGGGAGCCCGUUAUGAUGGAGGCUGCUUCCUUCUGACUUGAUAAGGAACACUGGGCACUUGGUUCAUUCUCGAGAAGUCGAGACUAGGCAGAACAUCAAACCCCAGGGGCUACCUAGACAUGACUUGACCUAGAGAAAAGCACAGAUAAACAUGAAAUGAGACGGAAGAUAGAGAAGCCAUCAUUCCAGACGUUGGUUUCAACAUUUGGUCACAUUAAUGUGAUAUUAGGACACUCUCGUACAAUAUCC
Exophiala xenobiotica is the source of this 2439-nucleotide messenger RNA. Its product is annotated as eukaryotic translation initiation factor 2 subunit gamma. The record is from RefSeq and is a predicted model, not a curated record. Gene Ontology annotation, cellular component: cytosol; eukaryotic translation initiation factor 2 complex. Gene Ontology annotation, molecular function: translation initiation factor activity; tRNA binding; GTP binding. The transcript has a single exon. The coding region runs from base 180 to 1721 and encodes 513 amino acids. Gene Ontology annotation, biological process: positive regulation of translational fidelity; formation of translation preinitiation complex. Lineage: Eukaryota; Fungi; Ascomycota; Eurotiomycetes; Chaetothyriales; Herpotrichiellaceae.